Molecule: messenger RNA, 2549 nt
Organism: Arachis duranensis
Lineage: Eukaryota; Viridiplantae; Streptophyta; Magnoliopsida; Fabales; Fabaceae
Product: pentatricopeptide repeat-containing protein At1g09900-like
Exons: 2
Coding region: 220-2286 (688 amino acids)
Molecular function (GO): protein binding
Source: RefSeq, a predicted model, not a curated record
GCUACCAAAAAAAAAAAAAUUUGAACCCCAACUCCCCUAACGUUGGCGGCUGCUGCUACGGUGCUACCUUCUUCUCCUCCUCUGUCCGAACUCCGCCAGAGUCGCCUUCGCCGGCAUCGUUGAUCUCCUCCUGCAUCGCUACUCCUUGUAACUCCUGCGGCGCCACCUGCGCCUCUGACGCAGCGUCUGUGUCCCUAGUUAUAGGAGUUUGUGAAAACUAUGGAUUUGGUGGCAUCCCACAAACAGUUUUGCUCAUUUGGGCAUUUGCUUAAGGAUGGCACAAGAGAUUGUAGCACCAGAAGUAGGACUUUGGAUAACACUAGUUCUGUAUUCAAUAUAGGAGUAAGUAAUAUCUCUGUUAAAUCUCAUUCACUAUGUUCCUCUGAUGAUAGCAGUGUUACUGCGUUUGCAAAAUCUAAGAGCAGUUGGUCUAGAAGGCAUCGUUGUGUUUCUGCUGUUUUGAAAUAUGAAACUUUUGGUUUGAAUGGUAGUUCACAACAUUCUAUAAAGUUUCCAAAAGGGGAUUCAAAUGAGGAGGAAUCCUUGCCAAAUGGUGUUAGUGCUUCCCUGAAUUUUGAGGAAUUUGAGAAUAAUCAUCUGCAAAUGUUGGUUAGAAAUGGGGAAAUGGAGGAAGGGUUAAAGCUUUUAGAGCAUAUGAUUAAACAUGGCAAUAUCCCUGAUGUCAAUGCGAGCAGUGCUCUGGUCUGCCAAUUUUGCAAGGUUGGCAGGACCAAGAAGGCAAGGAGAAUCAUGAAAAUUUUGGAGGAGUUUGGUGGUGUUAUUGAUUUAACCAGUUACAAUAUUUUGAUUGAUGCUUAUUGCAGAUCAGGGGCGAUAGAGGAGGCCUUGUGGGUUUUGGAUCGCAUGAGUGUUGCUCCUAAUGCCAUUACUUUCGAUACAAUUUUUCGUAGUUUGUGUGGUAGAGGGAAACUGAAGCAAGCCAUGGAAGUUCUUAACAGGCAGCUGCAAAGCGAGUGUCAUCCAGAUGUGAUUUCAUACACUGUAUUGAUUGAUGCAACUUGUAGAGAAUCUGGAGUUGAUCAGGCAAUGAAGUUGAUUGAUGAGAUGAGAAGCAAAGGAUGCAAACCCGAUGUGGUCACAUAUAAUGUUAUUAUCAAUGGUAUUUGCAAAGAAGGUAGGUUGGAUGAAGCAAUCAGAUUGUUAAGUAACUUGCCCUCCUAUGGUUGUCAGCCUGAUGUAAUUUCGCAUAAUAUUAUUUUGCGUGGCUUGUGUAGCAUGGGAAGAUGGAUGGAUGCUAAGGGGCUAGUUGCUGGCAUGAUUUGUAAGGGUUGUUCCCCUAGUGUUGUUACUUUCAAUAUCUUGAUUAGUUUCCUCUGCCAAAAAGGCUUGUUGGGCCAAGCCAUUGAUAUAUUGAAGAUGAUGCCUAAGCAUGGUUGUUUGCCUAAUCCCAGGAGUUACAAUCCAUUGCUUCAAGGGUUUUGCUAUGUAAAUAAGAUUGAUAGAGCAAUUGAAUACUUGGAAAUAAUGGUAAAUAAGGGUUGUCGCCCAAAUAUAGUGACCUAUAAUAUCUUGCUAUUAGCAUUAUGCAAAGAUGGGAGGGUGGAUGAUGCAGCUGAAAUAAUGAACCAACUCAGUUGCAAAGGGUGCUCUCCCAGUCGAGUCACUUAUAAUAUAGUAAUUUAUGGGCUUUUAAAUGUGGGAAAAACAGAGAAUGCAAUGGAACUCUUCAAAGAGAUGUGCCGAAAAGGUCUUAAACCUGAUAAAGUUUCUUACAAUACGCUCAUUGAUGGGCUUUUAAAGGCAGGAAAGACAGAUCUUGCUAUGGAACUCUUCGAGAAGAUGCGCACAAGAGGUCCUAAACCUGAUACAAUUACUUACACUUCACUAGUUAGGGGUCUUAGCCGCAAAGGAAAGGUUCGUGAAGCAAUCAAGUUUCUACAUGACUUGGAAGAAUUGGGUUUCAGGCCUAAUGUGUUCUUUUAUAACUCAGUCAUGAAGGGGCUCUGUAAAGCUCAGCAAACCAGUGCUGCCAUCGAUUUUCUGGCUCGUAUGACAGCCAAGGGAUGUAAACCAAGUGAGGAUACAUAUAAGAUUCUUGUGGAAGGAAUCGCUUGUGAGGGAUUAGUUAAGGAGGCUUUGGGGUUAUUAAAUGUGUUGUGCUAUGGAAGAUUUGUGAGGAAAAGUUUGGCUGAAAAGGUAGCAAUGAAUAUAUAUAGAAUACAUCAACAACUAGAGCAACAACUAAGUGUUAUCUCUCAAACCUAUAAUUUAGUUAAUGUAGCACCUUCAAACAAAUCAACUCAUACCUCCAGUUGCUUGUCUUGAUUAUCUCUUUUCUUGGUUUCUUUUCAUUGAUCGUUACAUUUUUAGCGAUAAGUUUAGGGUUUAGGGUUUAAGCAAAUAAUGCUUUCUGUUUUUGAAUCCUGAAAAUAUAAAACAGCACAUGCAUAUGCUUGUAUGAAUUUGCUUUAGUUUUGCUGAGUUUAGGGAUUAAGGUUAAGGACGAUUGUGCACGCUAGUAAUGUGCAGUUGUACUUGCUUAAGGAAGGAUUUGUUUAUUUAUUUAUUUGAUAAUCUAUUUAUCUUUA